UGAUAUUUAUUUAUAGGUAAUAAUAACAGCGCGUUGUAAAUACACGACCCCACAGCUGAUUACCCGGAAGUUUUGGUGGUGAAACUCAACCCUUCUUUCCACAACCACCCCGUGAUUGAAAUCACCCGGACAAUUGCAUCUAAAUGUAGAAUAUUCAGAACGAGGAAGAUGUCGUUUUAUACGUACUCAGUGGUAGAACACCGAUAGAAAGUCUUCAUAUUGAGAGACCUAUCAUAAAUAUGUAGCUGUACCUGUCGGGGUUAGAUAGGAUUUAUAGAGUUUGACUGUCGUAUACCUGUUUAACACCUGAGAUUUGAACUCCUGUGUUAGUAUCGUGACCCACUUUCGAGAUGACUGAUAUCAAAUUUGAGGGACUUCUUCAGAAACCAGGGAGAAUACCUGGGCGGAAAACGAAGGUUUGGUGUGUGCUGGACGGAAAGGAACUUUUGUUUUACAGAGAAAAUAAGAGGUCAUCUUGCAUUGGUUCACUGGAUUUAGCAUUCGUGAGGAAGGUAGAAAAAUCUGUCUCCACCGGUAACGAGUUCUGGAUUGACUACAAUGGAACGGCAACUGUUUAUACAGCAAAUGACAGUGUAAAGUGUGACGAAUGGAUUGAACACAUUUCACAGGCUGUCCAAUCCUCGGACGACAAUAAACGACCAGCACCUAGACCUGCAGGACAAACCAUAGCAAAAUGCGAGUUGGAGGAAUAUCGAAAACACGCGAAGGCAGACGACAGGAACACGUCAAUCAAAUCAAGAAUUCAAUUCCUGCAGCCGUCUACAGCUACUAAUAAGGUAUCUAUUGCUCAAAAUAUCGUCCAAAAGACACCAAUUGUGACUGAAAAUACACAAAGCGACUCAUAUCCGCCUAAAAAGGAAAAUCUUAAAAAAUCUACUCAUACUGAAAAUUGGAGACAAGGAAAUUCGAAGCACGAUAUCGAGAAAGUAGACAAGAAAGGUACUACCGCUCAUUUACGGAAACCAUAUUUUGCCGAUUCUCAAAACACGUCACCAAAAUCUUUGGAGAAGGAAGCAGUAAUAGAAAGUAUUGACAAAACGCUAGAGAAAUGUGAUGAAAGAGAAAAUCCAAAGAUAACGUCAAAUAAGUUAACAAAGGAUAUAGAAAACAAAGGGAAUGAUAAAGAAGCAUGCAAUUCACUGAAGCGCUCUAAGGAAGGGGAAAACAAUACAGAAGAAACUGGUACCAAACGGGUUUCGGGAACUGUACAAAAUUCUUAUCCUGUACUUCCAACGUGUAAGGAAAAAGAUAGUAGACCAGAUUCGGGAUAUGAAACAUUAGCCGGUAGCGAAAGCAGAAAAAGUGUUUAUUUAGAGGAAUACGGCGAAGUUGAUAUUUCUCAGGUUGUAAUGAGAAAAAGUAGAAGGUCAAUUCAAAGCUUCACAAUGAAUGAUAAUGAAACUGAUAUUUCAAUUGGGAUACACGAAGCCAAUAAUCCGUGCACUGAGAACAAAUCUACAUGUGAAAAGUAUGGCGAUGAAAACUGUAGUAAAAGAAAAGACUGUCCUAUGAGCAAUGGUGACCUUGACACGGUUGGAAUUUCCGAAUCGGAUGAAAUUUAUGCAAACACAAGUAGUGCUACCGCAGAAAGGAUAAAUGAAACAGAAAAAUCUGAAGAAACUUCAGAAGAAAACGAUGUGGUUGUGCCAAUCAUGCGUAGGAGCAAGCCAAACAAAAGAAGCACCCUGAUUGAUGUCCACGUACCUCGUGUUGUGGUGGAAGCUGAUGAAGAUGAAGAUGACAAAGUUAGCAGUUUUUCUCAGAUAUCAGUUGAUGGGGAUUUGUUAACAGAGGACCAAGAGAACUUGUUAGUCAAUCUAACAUUUGAACCUAUUGCAGAACUUCCUUUUCAAAUGAAAGAUUUGCAAAGUGUAAAAUGGGAUUUCUCAGAGAUCCGUGACUUGGUCACACAAAGAAAAAGUCGGAUCACAAAUUUGGUUCCGUCAGACAAAAAUCCUGUUGAAAGUUUACGCAAAUUCGUUGAACAACCGUAGAUUGUCUUUUAGAGGAGGUUCCUUCCCUCUAAGAAUGGAACCUGGGUAAAAUACUCCAUUUAUUCCAGGGAAAAAGAUGGAAGAAAGCUCUUCUAAAAUUCAUGAAUAGAGUUUGGAAUUAUUGUUUAAGAAAGCACUGGGCGUAUGGCGACUCCUUUUCUAGUUUUUGUAAGGCCAAAGUGUGAAAGAAAAUAACAUAUGUAUGUACAUUCACAACAAUGCAAAAGUUUGUAUCAAAUGAAAAUACGAUUCUUUACAGUGGGAAAUAGUUUCAUUAAUAUUCCUGUUCCUGAAAAAAGCGAUAUUAACACUAAUGAAAUGGAGUAUGUUCGGAGAAAAUUGCAGGGGUCAUGGUAGAUGCAAACUGUGCAAUUUUUUUUUUCAAUUCCCUGUAAGCAUUGAUGGGAAUAUAUACGUUGUACCACAAGGAGAGUGUUUGAAAUAAUAAUACAAGUAGAUGAAAGCACCUCUCUAGCUUACAAAGCAGGAAGUGAAGUUUAAAGCAGGAAUCAUCUUUCACUGAUUUUGCACAUUUUUGAAGAAUUUAUUUGCGACAAUUGUUUCAAUUACGCUUCCCGGCGAACAAGUUUUGUAAAUGCAUGUUAUAGAUCAAGAGAGACUUUCCCUAAGUGGGGUGUCAUUGAGGUGUCAUUAUGUCACAAUCUUGGGACGGAAAUCGAGGGAUAUCAUUCAUAUGAAUUAUGUGUAUUUAUAGAGUGCCGUUUAUGGUCAUACUCAAACUUUUUUGUAAACUGUCCGUCCACAGUUUCAAAUUUAGUAUACUUCUACAUACAUGUAUUCAUCAUUAAAGACUUGGGUGUAUUUUGUAGUUUAUUAGCAAUUUUUCACGUGCAAUUUUAUGUUAGAUAUAUUGUAAAUGUCAUAAAAAAUGUAAUAUGCAAGUGUAAUUAAAAUAUGUUUCUUGCU
Messenger RNA from Ostrea edulis (European flat oyster), 2942 nucleotides. RefSeq lists its product as uncharacterized. Lineage: Eukaryota; Metazoa; Mollusca; Bivalvia; Ostreida; Ostreidae. The coding region runs from base 351 to 2015 and encodes 554 amino acids. The transcript has 5 exons. The record is from RefSeq and is a predicted model, not a curated record.